Messenger RNA from Pungitius pungitius (ninespine stickleback), 2260 nucleotides. It is a transcript of the gene perp, whose product is annotated as p53 apoptosis effector related to pmp22. Gene Ontology annotation, biological process: cell-cell adhesion. The record is from RefSeq and is a predicted model, not a curated record. Gene Ontology annotation, cellular component: membrane; cell-cell junction. The transcript is spliced from 3 exons. Bases 310 to 867 code for a protein of 185 amino acids. Lineage: Eukaryota; Metazoa; Chordata; Actinopteri; Perciformes; Gasterosteidae.
UGGUCAGGAAUCAGGAUAACCGUUGGAGUGUGUGUGUGUUUUUCCCGUUGGUGUAAUGUGACACCGUGAAUGGGGCCGGGCCUCAGUCGGCUCCCGAAACAGGUUGCAUGACACACACUCGGGUGGGGCUUCUCUCUUCUUUUUCCUAUUGUAAUCUGCUGGGCUGUCCACGCCACACCUUCCCACCGACGCCGUGUAUCGCGCUCAGAGACGCGCGGGGCUCUACAUAACCGGACCGACCGCACACACGCGCGCACACACGGCUCCUUUCCUCCCUCGCUUCCCGAAGGCACUCCACGAUCGUCGGUCAUGUUUCGCUGUGGAAUCGCGUACCCCCGGUGCAGGUGGAUCGUGCCCCUGCUGCUGCUCUUCGCCAUUAUUUUCGACAUCAUCGCCAUCGCGGCCACGUCGGGCUGGAUCGAGGACGAGGAAGGCAAAUCCCACUACAGCAGCAUGUGGGAACAGUGCCGCGGCAUUAAUGGCAACUGGGACUGCAAGACGCUCAUGGAAUACCCUUGGGCCCAGGCCGUGGCCGCUCUGAUGAUCAUCGGCCUCCUCAUCCUCAUCGUCGCCUUCAUCAUCGCCUGCGUGGGGCUGUGCUGCUCGCUCAACUUGACUCUCAUGCCGCUCAUCGGAGUGAUGUGCAUCAUCGUCGUGGUGCUCCAGAUCAUCGCCCUCAUCAUCUACCCCGUCAAAUUCAACGAGGGGCUCUUCGAGGGCCACUACUACUACACCUGGGCCUACGGCUUCGGCUGGGGGGCCACCAUCCUCUGCAUCGGCUGCGCCGUCCUCUUCUGCUGCCUGCCCCGCUACGAGGAUGAGCUGAGCGGCCUGGCCAAGACCAAGUACCUCUACCCCUCGGCUUGAAACGCCACACCUGCAGGCCCGACCUGCCCCGGACCCGCCCCGCCCCCCACGCUGCCCAGUGAACAUUUCUACACGUUUCACUUUAGAGCAGCGACAGCUCGGUUGAGUUCAGUUAGAUUUGGUUCGGCGGUGGAAAGCCUCUCGAGUCCGGAGCGGGUGGGGGGUGGGUGGGGGGGUGGGUGGGUUUACUGGAAGUCGACUGCAAUUGGAUGUCACAACUGCUUUAAUAUACAAAGUUCUAUUUUAGAUGAAGUCUUCAUUAUAGAAAAAAAAAAAAACUUCUUUUUCCAUUCUGCAUUUAAGUGCGACAUCUUUUAUCUGUUCUUUAUCUGUAGUAAUUCUCAAUGCAAUAUCACCCAAGUGCACUUAACCUAAGGGAAUUUCUCAUAUGUAAAGCAUCAAUCUUAUUUUCAAACUACCUUGGUAGAAGACGAAAACUUGCACAGGAUAGAAAAGGAAUAUUAAUCAUAGUUUGAUUUCCUCCCAUGUGUUAUGAUUUAGGUUUUAUCAGUUCAUCAGUGUUCCUUUUAUUCUGUUUGUGGCCGUGCUUACAGCAAGAAGCAAGCAAACGUUCGGAGUUAAAUAUUUGCGUGUAUUAAGGCAGUCUAACAUCUAUGUUUUCCCGUUUUUUAUGAUUUCUGAUGUGUUUUAUAUUCUUAGUUAUUACUAAAGGGGUUUAACUGAGGGAGAUUGCUUUGCUGUUGCUGUUUCCGGUUCUGAGCCCUGCUAAUAGUAAUAAUAAUAAUAGACUCCAUGAAUGUGGACUUUGUCAACCGCACUCUAAACUGGAACCAAAUUCAAAUUUUAAAAAACGUCAAAUGCCUGAGUCUGAUCUCAGAUCGGAUCUUUUGUUGCCUCACAGGGAGACUGCGUUCAGAGAGGAGACUGAACAGACAGGUUUUCUCGUAGGUUUUGCUGUUGCCCUUUUGGCUUCCUGCUGGUUUUGUGACGCACUGGGAAUAAAGUAUUCAAUCCCCAGACACGCUGUGUGUGUGUGUGUGUGUGUGUGUGUGAACCCGGUGCCUCAGCCUCUUUGGUGGUGUGUUUUUGAAUGUCCCAUCAAAACGGACACACGUUUAAUCCCUGUCAACAGUUACGUUUCUUUCCAUUCCAGGACCUAAUAGGCGUCCAAACCAGACAGUUCCUGCAGCAAAUUCCUGCAUAAAUGACGAACCAAAUUGAAUCAAUUGUUUGUUUGUUAAAUAACUGCGCUUUUACUUACGGGGGGCACGGGCUUUAGUCAUUGAAUGGAUAUAUCAUGUACUAAAGAAAAUGUUUUGUUAACAUUCAGCCACUUCUUCAAAUCACCCGGCUGGUUUCUCUGCUGUAGUAUGAAUUGAUUAUUUUUGGUAGUCUUAUGUAUUUUUACGCAAUAAAAAGUUUCUUUUUUGAA